GUCGCUGCUCACAGUCAGUCAGUCAUUCAGUCAGGUCAGCUGACGCCGCUCAUGGUCACACAAUUUUUUCCACCGCCAUCAUCAUCUCGAGCUUAUCAACGCGGAAAUCAAAGAGCAACUUGAUGAAUAUUCAAAGUCCACGUCCUCGUUGGCUGACGACAGGAGAACAGAGAGAGAGAGAGAGAAAUAGAGAGAGAGCUCCGCGGGCGUCCUGCGUUUCAAUAGUUUUCACAAAUCCAGCUGCCAUCGAAUAAUAGAGAUCAACUCACCAUCGAGAGGAUAAACUCAUCCAGGAGUAGAAGUGCGAGUUUUAAUCAUCCAGAGUCCAUAUACUUCAUAGUAUUGUUAUAGGUUUUUCCACAGACGCGUUUCGGCCGCUUUCUUCCCAUUUGGAACAUCUUUGAAAAUGUUGCUUGAACACCCGGGGUCAAGCUGUCAAAACACCGGGAGUUUCUCCCGAUACACUCCAGGCCAAGGUAAGAAGAUCCCAGUGUGUGCCGGCUGCAGUCAACACAUCGUGGACCGCUUCAUCCUCAAAGUGCUGGACCGCCACUGGCACAGCAAGUGCCUGAAAUGCAGCGACUGCCAGGCGCAGCUGUCGGAGAAGUGCUUCAGCAGAGGCGACAGCGUCUACUGCAAGGAGGACUUCUUCAAGAGAUUCGGGACCAAAUGCGCCGCGUGCCAGCAGGGCAUCCCGCCCACCCAGGUGGUGAGGAGAGCGCAGGACUUCGUCUACCACCUGCACUGCUUCGCCUGCAUCGUGUGCAAAAGGCAGCUGGCCACAGGUGACGAGUACUACCUGAUGGAGGACAGCAGGCUGGUGUGUAAGGCCGACUACGAGACCGCCAAACAGAGAGAAGCAGACUCAACUGCAAAAAGGCCACGAACAACCAUCACUGCUAAACAGCUGGAAACGCUGAAGAACGCCUACAAUAACUCUCCCAAACCUGCCCGCCACGUCCGGGAGCAGCUCUCAUCAGAGACGGGCCUGGAUAUGCGGGUUGUGCAGGUUUGGUUUCAGAACAGGAGAGCUAAAGAGAAAAGGCUGAAGAAAGACGCUGGUCGGCAGAGGUGGGGGCAGUACUUCCGCAACAUGAAGAGGUCGCGAGGAAGCUCCAAAUCCGACAAGGACAGCAUCCAGGAGGAGGGCAUGGACAGCGACGCCGAGGUGUCCUUCACAGAUGAACCGCCCAUGUCUGAGCUCGGCCUCACUAACGGCAUCUACAGCAGCCUGAGUGAGUCCUCUCCAGCCAUGUCGGGCCGCCAAGGAGGCAACAACCACAGCUCCUUCCCCCUGGAGCACGGCGGAGUCCUCCCAUCUCAAGACCAGUUCCACGACAUCCGCUCCAACAGCCCCUACGGCCUCCCUCAGUCGCCGGGGUCGCUUCAGGCGCUACCCAGACACCAGCCUCUCAUCUCCAGCUUGGUCUACCCCGACUCUGGCCUUUCUAUCAUGACCCAGGGCAGCGGGCCCGGGAUCAACCCCGCCGUGAGGGUCUCCAUGGGGGCCGCCAACGGCCCCAGCUCGGACCUCUCGACCGGCAGCAGCGGAGGAUACCCAGACUUUCCUGCCAGUCCCGCGUCCUGGUUAGAUGAAGUGGACCACGGACAGUUUUGAUUGGUCAGGGACAAGAAAUUGGACUUUUUUUAGGGGGGUGUUUCUGUGUCUUCUGUUGGAUUUUAGGAAUUGGAAAAUAGUCUCACACAAGACAGUGAUCGUGCAAAGGACUAGAUUGCUGUCCUCGGAUCUCACAAAUAUCUGAUCAAUUCUGCGUUCCAUUUACAGAAAUCGGAAGUCAAUGCUGGGAAUGACGUCACAUCUAAGUUGAUCGCAUUUCAGUACAACAAGUCGGAAAAUUUAACGGGUUUGCUCCAGCCAGGUUGGCCAUUGUUAGUAAUAUCAGUUUAUAACAACGCAUUACAAUGGUAUUUUGCGCAAUAUGUCCACAGCUAGAAGUUGGACAUGUAUACGACUGAUUUAAUGAGACACAAAUAAGACAGAAGUGCUAAUAAACAGUAUAUUACUACAGCUUUUUUUACUGUUGAUGCGUGGAGCAGCCAUCUUGGAUUUUGAGGUCGGGGUCGGUGAGGUUCGUCCAACUUUCCAAGUUGGAAAUCUGACUUCAGGAAGGCAUUCCAGUUGAAAUUUCUGAUUGGGAACUCUGAAAUUCCGACUUCCCAGUUCAAAUGGAACGCAGUAUAACAGGUCCAUUCAAUAUCUGGGAUCUGGAUGGAACGAAGGAAGGAAAUAUCCUUCAUUAAAAGCACUUGGCCUAACAAUCGUCCUUCAGUAGUAAAACCGUAUGUAAAGCAAGAAAUCUGUCAAAAAAUUUUCAGUUUUCAGAUACCACUAUAAGCUUAUUCAAAACACCGAGACUCACUCGAUCAUUUGGAUUUUCACCAACUCCCCCUCUUCGUUCUCAUCUCUUUGUUUUCUACACUGUGUUCAGGUUGAGAAUUCACUUCAGAGUCUUUAAAUGUCUGGUCGUUGCCAAAUGUCUAUAUAUAAAUAUAUAAUGGUUUAUCAUUGUGGAGACUUUAUUUUUAUACAAACCCCUUCCUGGACGCGAAUAAGAACCCAGAUAUGAGGACUUUGUACAUUCUUAAACAGGGAUAUAGGCAAAAAUGUAGAUGUUGUCUUAAAUGGUACCUAGGGGUCCAAUUACUUCUAUGCAUUUGUGUGUUCUCAGAUGUAUCUUGUUCGUUUUGUUCUACCGAAAAAUAACCCCCGAGGAAGAAGAAGUCGCCGUAGCACCCGGGGGUUUGAUGUAUAUGUUUGUUUAUGUGGAAAAUGUUUUAUGUCUUAUUUAUUCCCUCUGGUAAUGAUGAUGAUGAUUCCUGAUUAAAUGGCAG
Molecule: messenger RNA, 2853 nt
Organism: Sebastes umbrosus (honeycomb rockfish)
Lineage: Eukaryota; Metazoa; Chordata; Actinopteri; Perciformes; Sebastidae
Gene: lhx3
Product: LIM homeobox 3
Exons: 6
Coding region: 407-1618 (403 amino acids)
Biological process (GO): regulation of transcription by RNA polymerase II; neuron differentiation
Cellular component (GO): nucleus
Molecular function (GO): RNA polymerase II transcription regulatory region sequence-specific DNA binding; DNA-binding transcription factor activity, RNA polymerase II-specific
Source: RefSeq, a predicted model, not a curated record